AUGGCUGUUGCAAUCUCUCCGCCAAAGGUUGUAGGCCCCCUGCAAAUGAAGCGGACCAAAGCUACCAAGCAGCUGCCCCAGUCGUUGGCUGACACGGCACGGCGAAUCGAGAGAACCACUUUCGAUCCGACGAAACAUCUGAAUUAUGCAAACCCCGAGAAGGUGUACAGCAUGAAGGAUAUUGGGCUGGAAGGCCGUGGCAUCUCUGCCACUGCGCUCACAACACCCUUUAGCUUAUUCACCGAAGAAGCCAUCAAUCAGAUGCGGGCGGAGCUCUUUGAUCCAGAGAUCUUGGAAAACUACCACGUUUGCUCUGACUUUGCAUCGAAUAUGCUCAAGGGAUUUGGCCCACAGAGAGCACCAUUCAUACAUGCGGUCUGGAAUAGCCCAGAAGUGCUCGAAAUCAUGUCAAGUUUAUUGGGAAUUGGGGUCGUUCCGGUCUUCGAGUAUGAAGUUGGACAUACUAAUGUUUCUGUUAAUUCCGGAAGCAACGCGUCGAGCGAUGCGCAGACGGAUUCCACACCAGAUGAAGACGAUUCUGCCUUCUCCUGGCAUUUUGACAGUGUGCCUUUUGUAUGCGUCACGAUGCUGUCUGACUGUACAGGGAUGGUAGGUGGAGAGACUGCCGUCCGAUUAGACACAGACGAGGUGAUGAAGGUGCGCGGACCCACGAAGGGGUGCUCGGUUGUGAUGCAAGGACGGUAUAUCGAACACCAGGCUCUCAAGGCACACGGGGGGGCCGAGCGAAUCACAAUGGUCACGUCGUUUCGGCCAAAAUCAGCUUUAGUCAAAGAUGAGACAGUGCUGGUGGGCUUUCGUCCGAUAAGCCAUCUGCCAGAAAUCUAUAAGCAAUACAGUGAAUAUCGAUUAGAGAAUUUGGAAGAGCGCAUAAGGCACCAACUAAGGAAGGUCCGCGAGCGCGAGCGCGCUCAGCUGAUAUUUGAUACUGCGGCGAUGAAGAAUUUCUUGAGAGAGCAGAGAGACUAUAUCGACACCACGCUUGACGAGCUGGUUGAGGAUAGUGAUAGCUAA
Molecule: messenger RNA, 1032 nt
Organism: Aspergillus nomiae NRRL 13137
Lineage: Eukaryota; Fungi; Ascomycota; Eurotiomycetes; Eurotiales; Aspergillaceae
Exons: 3
Coding region: 1-1032 (343 amino acids)
Source: RefSeq, a predicted model, not a curated record